AUCUCACGGGUGACUCCGGGCAGCAAAGCUGCAACAGCCAACUUGUGCAUAGGAGACCAGAUCAUCGCCAUCGAUGGGGUGAACACGGACAACAUGACGCACCUCGAGGCGCAGAACAAAAUCAAGGGCUGCACGGACGAGCUGACCCUGACGGUCAGCAGAACAGAGUCGAAAGUCUGGUCACCACUUGUAACUGAGGAGGGGAAGACGCAUCCUUACAAGAUGAAUCUGGCCUCUCAGCCCCAGGAAAUAAGGCACAUAGGAAGCGCACACAACCGGAGCGCGGUGCCCUUCACUGCUGCCACGGCUUCCAGCUCUGCCCCCAAAGUCAUCACUGCUCAGUACAACAACCCAGCAGGCCUCUACUCCUCAGAAAACAUCCAGACCUUCAACAGUGCCGUGGAGUCAAAGUCAUCGUCUGGGGCUCCGGAGCCUGCCAAGCCCCUGGAUCAGCACAGCCAGCCUGCGAGCGGUAUCGCCAUAGACAGAGAAUCUGAGGUUUACAAGAUGCUCCAGGAGAACCAAGAGGCGAACGAGCCACCCCGGCAAUCUGCCUCCUUCCUGGUGCUGCAAGAGAUUUUAGAGUCGGAAGAGAAAGGUGAUCCGAGCAAACCGUCCGGGUUCAGGAGCGUCAAAGCCCCCACGACAAAGGUGGCUGCGUCCAUCGGGAACGCGCAGAAGCUGCCCAUGUGCGAGAAGUGCGGCUCGGGCAUCGUGGGCCCCUUCGUGAAGCUGCGCGACAAGCAGCGCCACCCUGAGUGCUACGUGUGCAGCGACUGCGGCACCAGCCUCAAGCACAAAGGACACUUCUUCGUGGAAGACCAGAUCUACUGUGAGAAGCACGCGCGCGAGCGGGUUGUCCCCCCGGAGGGCUACGAGGUGGUCACCGUCUUCCCCAAGUAA
Tinamus guttatus (white-throated tinamou) is the source of this 903-nucleotide messenger RNA. The record is from RefSeq and is a predicted model, not a curated record. Lineage: Eukaryota; Metazoa; Chordata; Aves; Tinamiformes; Tinamidae.